Molecule: messenger RNA, 1020 nt
Organism: Hydatigera taeniaeformis
Lineage: Eukaryota; Metazoa; Platyhelminthes; Cestoda; Cyclophyllidea; Taeniidae
Source: the annotation of a GenBank genome assembly
AUGAUUGAUGUGUACGUGACAAUGAAACUACCCGCAAGGCUAUUGCAAGAUAUCACAAAAGUUGGCUUGAAAUACGAGUGCUGGAAUGGGUUUGGCAUACCACCACGACAGCACCUGAUUAGACGCGUAAAAGAUGUGAAAGGCCUUAUCUGUCAUCCGGGAGUCAGUGUUGAUGCUGAAAUUUUGGAUGCAGCUGGCAGCAGUCUCAAGGCUAUAAGCACUAUGUCAGUUGGAUACGACCACCUGGAUCUUAAAAGAAUCAAAGCCAGGAAUAUUCGCGUAGGAUACACUCCUGCAAUACUAACUGACGCUACCGCCGAGUUGACUAUUAGUCUUUUGCUCGCAGUUUCGCGUAGAAUAAGGGAAGCAUCUGAAACCGUAACCGCUGGGAAAUGGGGCGCAUGGGAGCCCUUCUGGAUGUGCGGAAAGGGUCUGAAAAAUUCCACCGUUGGAAUUUUUGGUCUUGGACGUAUUGGAACUGCCGUUGCAACCCGUCUAGCAACCUUUUCUCCUGAACGCAUUAUUUACUCAUCAUCAGGUCGCCGUCCUGGUUGCUAUAAGUCAGUUCUACUUCUCACCAAGUCUGACGGAACACAAAUCGAAGCAGAACCAGUUUCUUUCAAUGAGCUCCUUCAACAAUCUGACUUUCUCUGUGUCUGCACCUCUAUGGAUGGGGAACUUGAAGGCGUCUUCGACGACAAGGUAUUUGGUAAGAUGAAACCGGGUGCCGUGUUCGUGAACAUAGCGCGUGGUGCGAUUGUUGACCAGGAGGCUUUGUACCGAGCCCUAACAAAGGGAGUCGAGGCCGGAGGACUAUAUGGUGCAGGUUUGGAUGUCACCAUGCCGGAACCUCUGCCUCCUAACUCACCGCUGCUAAAGUUACCCAAUUGCUUCGUCUUGCCACACAUUGGGAGCGCUACCGAGGAGACUCGAUGGCUGAUGGCUAAACGCGCAGUCGAUAAUCUUAUUGCCGGUCUCUCAGGUCCUCAGAAAUCAAUGCCAUCAGAGUUGAAAUUCUAG